This is a messenger RNA of Aspergillus thermomutatus, 891 nucleotides long. RefSeq names its product glycoside hydrolase family 75 protein. NCBI's taxonomy places the organism in Eukaryota, Fungi, Ascomycota, Eurotiomycetes, Eurotiales, Aspergillaceae. The record is from RefSeq and is a predicted model, not a curated record. Gene Ontology annotation, molecular function: chitosanase activity. The transcript is spliced from 5 exons. The coding region runs from base 1 to 891 and encodes 296 amino acids.
AUGCCGUCCAAAACCGCCAUCAGCCAACUGGCCAUCUCACUGGCACUGUGCAACUCUGCCUUUGGCCAGGUCGUCAAUGGUGCCGACUACAACAAGCCCAAUGGAGGACCUCCUGCCAGCUUCUUCGCCGCUGCAUCGACCAUGCCCGUGGCGGCCCUUCAGGCAGCGGCCGCCAAAGCCAGCCAGGUCCCCAAGUUGGCCACGUACCCCGUGAGUCAGGACAGUGGUGCGGCCAAGUCAACCAUCCAUAGCGACUGGGCGUCAUUCAGUGAGGGCGCCUCAAUCUCCUGGGUAGCCGACAUGGAUGUCGAUUGCGAUGGGCUCAAUUCGGGAUGUCAGGGAAACCCCGACGGACAACCUCAGACCAACUGGGGCGCCCUGUCUGCAUAUGAAGUCCCCUUUAUCGUCAUCCCGGACAAGUAUCUGUCGGCCAAUACCGGCGCUCUGCCUGGCAACAACAUUGCCGCGGUGAUCUGUAACGGCAAAAUGUUCUAUGGUAUCCUGGGAGACUCCAACGGUGACAACCCCCAAGUCACCGGCGAGGCGUCCUGGUUGAUAGCCCGGACUUGUUUCCCCAACGAGGGCCUGAACGGCAAUAACGGCCACACAGGUGUCGACGUGACCUACAUCGUCUUCACCGGCAAAGAUGCGGUGCUCCCCAGCAGUGCCCUGACGAAAAACUACAUCACCAACUUCACCACCCUGCGCAGCAUGGGCGACAAGCUCGUCAACGCCCUCGCGACGAAGCUGGGUCUUUUGGGGACUUCGCCCACGAAGACCACCACUCUCGUCACAACGACCACGACGAAGCCGACAUCUACUGCUUCAUGCUCCUGGGCAGGUCAUUGUGAAGGUGUGUAUAGCCGCUGCCCUGCUUCGUUCGUCGACUGA